UGAGUGCCGCGCCGGGUCCGCCUGAUGGUGCUGCCGCGGGUACUCUGGGGCUCCGUCACCCUCAUCCUCCUGCUGCUGCCCGCGGCCGAGACCAUCUGUCCCGAGCCAUGCGAUUGCCAGCAGCACCAGCACCUCCUCUGCACCAACCGGGGCCUGCGCUCCGUGCCCAAGGCUGCCGAGCCGAAGGAUAUCCUCACCUACAGCCUCGGGGGCAACUUCAUUGUCAACAUCUCUGCCUUCGACUUCCACCGCCUGGCAGGGCUCCAGCGCCUGGACCUGCAAUACAACCGGAUCCGCUCACUGCACCCCAAGGCCUUUGAGCGCCUGGACCGGCUGGAGGAGCUUUAUCUGGGCAACAACCUGCUGCCUGCGCUGGCCCCUGGCACACUCAGCACCUUGGCCAAGCUGCGCAUCCUCUACGUGAAUGCCAACGAGAUCGGCCGCCUCAGCGCUGCCUCCUUUUCCGGCCUCAGCAGUCUUGUCAAGCUGCGACUGGAUGGCAAUGAGUUGGGCUCGCUAGGCGACUCUACUUUCUCAGGGCUGCCAAACUUACUCUACCUGCACCUGGAGUCCAACCGCAUCCGCUGGCUGAGCCGUGGUGCCUUCACUGGACUGGCCAAGUUGCGCUUUCUCGACCUCUCGGGGAACCAGCAGAGCUCCCUUCGCCACCCAGACAUCUUUGGACCGCUGCGCUCCCUCCACACCCUGCUGCUGGCCAGCAACAGCCUACGGCAGCUGACAGGAGGGCUCUUCCAGUACCUGCCUGGCUUGGCGAAGCUCUCACUCAGUGGCAACCGACUAUCUCACCUGGCCCCGGAUGCCUUCACAGGGCUGGGCUCACUGAAGGAGCUGCGCCUGGAGGGGAACCUGCUAAGCCACCUGCCUGUUUCCCUGCUGGAGCCUCUAGGCAACCUAGAGGCACUGGAUCUGAGCCGCAAUGCACUGACCACCCUUCAUCCAGCUGCCUUCAGCCACCUUGGUCGCUUGCGGGAGCUCAGCCUUCGGGACAAUGCGCUGGCGACGCUCCCUGGUGAGCUCUUUGCCUCCAGCCUGGCCCUCUACCGCCUGGAGCUGGAGGGGAAUGCCUGGAGCUGUGACUGCCGCCUUCGCAGCCUCAAGCACUGGCUGGCGCCUGGCACUUCCCAGGGCCGCCUGUCACGUCUUCGUGCAGUGCCCCUGCCGUCCACCUGGCUGGCAAAGUACCUUGACUACCUGCAGGAGCAGCUGCUGCCACCACAGGAUGGUUGGCUCUGCCCCGAUGGCGACUCUCCCUCCCUCACUCCUGAGGGGCUCGGCGGCAACAGCAGCGCUGUGGGACUGCCCCCAGGGCCACCGCCAGCCGCCUCCACUGCCCGCCUAAUGGGCGCACCCAUUGCUGCCAGCCCCACGCCGCCACCACUGCCCAGCGCGGCGUGGCCCCGUCGGGCCAGUGCUGCUGGGAUCCCGCCGCUGGUGUCCGACCCAUGCGACUUCAACAAGCUGUUCCUCCACAACCUGUCGGUGGAGGCCGUUGGCUCCAGCUGGGUGACAGUGCGCUGGGCCGUGCGGCCACACCGCAGCCCCCGCCUGCUUGGGCCGGCACGAUUCCGUCUCCUCUUUGACCGCUUCGGCGCCGCUGUCAAGUUCCAGCGCUUUGUGUACCUGCCAGAGCAGGGGGAGCCGGCGGCCACACUGCAGGAGCUCCACCCGGACACCCCCUACCUGGUGGUCGAGGGCAUCCCUGGUGGCCGCGUGUGCCCGGUGGCACCGACGCGGAUCCACUGCGCGCGGCUGGUCACCCUGCCGAGGGCGGCUCCGCGCGGCGGCAGGCUGGGCCCCGCGGCUUGA
Manacus vitellinus (golden-collared manakin) is the source of this 1827-nucleotide messenger RNA. RefSeq names its product TLR4 interactor with leucine rich repeats (gene TRIL). Gene Ontology annotation, molecular function: protein binding. Gene Ontology annotation, cellular component: extracellular matrix. Lineage: Eukaryota; Metazoa; Chordata; Aves; Passeriformes; Pipridae. The record is from RefSeq and is a predicted model, not a curated record.